AUGGCCAAAAAGGUCGGCUUUCGGAGGUCUAGGAAGUAUGGAAAGAGAAUUGUCCAACAAGGGAAUGGGUCAAGGGGGUCUUGGCCACCUGCGGCCUUUUCCGACGAUGGCUGGGCCGACGCCUCCCAAAAACACCAUGAUGUCAAUCUCAAUGUCGAAAAUACCUCCUUCCUUGACGCACUCGUGUCGGCGGGGCUCUCAUUGGAGGAGGGCACUGAAGUGCGAGUGUUCAUGUGCGGGGACAACCCAUCACCAAGUUGUCGCGAGCAAGCUAACAGACUACAGGAAUUCUGUGAUGGUAUCAAUCUUGCAUCACUUGAAGGAAACGGAGAUAUUGGUGCUUGGCUGGAUGAACGACGGCUCGAGGGCGAUGUGAUUCACAUAAGAAGCCGUGGGAAGGCUUUGACAGUAUUCGAUCUUUAUCUGGAGCUUGCAAAACCCCGCUUUCCAUCAGCCCUAUCAACCGCCUGCGAUCCAGCAGACGACUGCAAGACGCCAGAAGCAUGCGUAUCAUGGACAGGGGCAAGUGAUUGUCUCUCAAGCACUUCAUUGUCUCCGGCAACUAUUGAUGCAGAUCGCCGCCUGGUGUUUAUCCCGAACUUGGACGGUUCAGGCAUCUACGCCCUGGCUCGAACUGCUUCCCCACACCAAGCUACUGCACUUCGCGGAGCCAUAUAUCGCUAUUUCAAUCGGCAGGCAUUCAUUCAGGUCACUCCUAUGACUACCGACUUGGCAAAUUUUCAGCUCGAAUUCCAUCUACCUUACUACGUCUGGAAAACCUCCGCACCACGACAAGAAGACCCCCGUCAUCACCUUGAUGGAACACCACUUCGCCAAACUCUGGAUGUGUCCUUCACUCGUUGGGGCAAGUCCGACAAUGCCGAAUUUCUCUAUGAAGCUCAGGUCUCAUGCGUCGUUGCAGGCUUGGAUGUCAAGCGGUGGACUGCACACUGCUUCACCGACGCGUACUUCAUCGGCGAUGAUGAAAACAUCGGCGAUGACAUUCUUCAAGAUCAAGAAGACGGCGAGAUCAACGGGGGAGCUUGCAUGGACCCUCUGAUAGGAAUAGCAGAUGCAGAUGCUCCGAUCCAGGAUCCGCGGGAAUACUAUCUGAGAGUGUUUGGUGCCAGGCUUGCCCAGGUUACGGGUGAGUGGAAACUAGCAGUGGAGAAGAUGGAAAAUAGUGUCGACAAGCACAACCAGCGCCGUUGCUACCCCGUUUCCGAAAGCGCCUUUGUCGAAUCCAGCCGCGAAGCAAAGGAAGACUUCCAGACACUUAAGCGAUCGGUCAAUGACGUGAACCGUGUCAUGCACCUCUCGGCGCAAUUUGCCAACAGGCUGAACCAGACCCUUUUCGAGGUGGAGAGGGUCCUGGCUGAUGAUGCCCACUCUCGCGUCUUCUCUGGGCUGCCACUGUGUUGGCCACUGUUUAUGGCCAUGAAAGGCGAACUUCACGAGCUGCAGAGACUUCAGAAGGCUCUUGAGAAAGUAGAAAAAGCCCUCAAAACAAUCGCGGAGACGCUCAACAGCAGGCUCGCGCUUGAGACCACGCAACUCGGUCACGACAGUCUCAAGCUCACGCUUGAGACUAUGCAAAUCGCGCAUGAGAACAACAGACUGACGCUUCGGGCCAUGCAAAUCGGACAUGACAACAAAUUUCUCUCACUCAUUAUGAUGCUAUAUAUAUCACCCUUUGCAUUAGCUGCAAAUUUCUUCUCGAUGGAUGGCAAGGUCAUGCCCUUUCUGCCGCCGAAUCCCAAGUCAUUUCUCGGUGUUCUCCUCUUUUUCGCCGUCAUGGGCGCUCUCCCUCUCUUGGUCACCUUGUUCUCAAACCGGGUGCUGAAGUGGCGUGGGAGGAUUCCCUCAACAGUACCUCUGGAUGGACUACAUCUCGACUUGGGACGACGCCGCCCUCCGACCACAGACGAAGAGAAUAGGCCAGGCUAGAGCCAUACCGCUUUGUCCGACAUGUUGUUACCUUCUUCGACGGAUCUCCUUCAAGAUAUUAGCAAGGACUCAGGCCACACGAUCGCCCUUGCCGAGUCGGAAGGGUGUUGGAUGCCAGAGAUUUGGUCUACGUUUCAAGAAACAUCUCAGAGGCAAUACGAGUCAUGUUUACUGCAGCAAUUGAAAUAUGUUGGCCCCAAGCUUGAAACCCGAGCAACUUGCUCCG
Molecule: messenger RNA, 2173 nt
Organism: Cladophialophora immunda
Lineage: Eukaryota; Fungi; Ascomycota; Eurotiomycetes; Chaetothyriales; Herpotrichiellaceae
Exons: 7
Coding region: 1-1947 (648 amino acids)
Source: RefSeq, a predicted model, not a curated record